Messenger RNA from Dermacentor andersoni, 5276 nucleotides. NCBI's taxonomy places the organism in Eukaryota, Metazoa, Arthropoda, Arachnida, Ixodida, Ixodidae. The record is from RefSeq and is a predicted model, not a curated record.
AUUCCACAAUGACAGAGAGGUACUGUCUUGCACCAUGCAAAGUGGUAGUUGCAUGGAAUAGCCGAGAACGUGCUUUUUCCGUUGUAGGCGCUGCCUGAAAGGCUGUAUGCCACGUGCCGUAGGAACGUUUACCUAUUAUUUAGCCUUUCAGGGAGGACGGGAGACCUACUCGAUGCAACACAACAGCCGCCCCUACUGGACCAAGCGUGGGCGUCCAUCCGCGGUCACUUAGGUAUCGUUUGUAGAUUCCAACUUCCCUUCACUGCUGGCCCGAAUAUUCUAUUCAGUUUCCAGAUUCAAGUAGUAGUGCCGCAUUUAAAAAUCAAUGAAUGGCGUUCGACCCGUUCAACAGGACGCCAGCCAUGGGGAAAAGAAGAAGAGGAACUACAAGCUUCUGGUGGAUCCAGCGAUGAAAAAAGGGGCCGUGAAAGUCUACAGAUACGAUGGAGUCGUUCCUGGGCAAGAGAACCUGUACCCACCAGUUCAAGUUCGAGAUCCGAGGUCCCGUCUCACUUUGCUGUGGGCGAGAACUGAAGUGGCAGAUCUGCCAGUUCCUAAGUUCAAGAUUGAUGAGCACUAUGUGGGAGUACCACCGCCACUGGAGGUGACCCUGACCAACCUCAAUGACAACAUUGGCAAGGCGUUCCUGGACGACCUACUCAAGAAGUUUGGGCAGAUAGACGAGUCUGUCGUCUACUACCAUGCGCGUACACGGAAGCAUCUGGGCUUGGCUCGCGUCAUCUUUUCGACCACAAAAUCUGCCCGCUACUGUGUCGAGAAGAUGCAUCUUUCCUCAGUCAUGGGAAACAUCCUCAAUGUUUUCCUUGAUCCUUUUGGUCGAGAGUGCCAGCGGCUCUACGAGGAGAUGUCGUCGGACCGUCCCAAGUUUUCCGAGCCAACACCUUAUGUUCCUGAUCCCCCUCCCCCUCCAUCGCAGAUUUUGCCAACGCCACCACCUGCGACACGAGUACACCAUCCAUCUCCAGCUCCUCCCCCACCUGCCGACUAUGGCUACUCCAACCACUCUGAUUAUGGCUCGGGAUCAUAUCGUUCUAACCAGUCAACCCCAUUGAGUUAUGACAGUGGCUAUUCUUACUGCUCGUCAUCUCAGUAUGCAGCACCCUCUCAUUCUUGGGAAGUGAAUCACUCCGGAACAUCUUGGGGGGCUGAUGGAAUGGCCUGGCAGCAAGGGUCCGCAUGGGACCCCCAUGCCGAUGCCAUUCCCCCGCCCAAGCAAAGUCCGGCUCGUGAGAGCCUUGACACACGCAUAGAGCUGCUGUUGAAGCAGACGGAGGGCAGAGGUGGAUUUCUGGAUGCUGGUGGGCCGCCAUUUGGAAGUCCGCCUUUCGGGGAAAGCCCGGCUCCUCAGCAGAGUUCUCCAGUGCUCUCCACGGCGCAAAGCUCCGAUGGACUGGCAGGAGUUCCCCUCCCACCACUGCCUCCAGACUCGUCUCCUCUGCCACCGCUGCCAGAGAGGGAUGAACUUCCGCCUCCACCGCCUGAGGAAGAAGAUGAAGUUAUGGAGCUGCUGUCGACCCCACCUUCGCCGUUCAUAUCGCAGCACGAGUACCACCACUGGGCUAGAAUAACGAGAGAGGCGAGGACUAGGGACCUCUCGGACUCUGAGCUCGAUGAUCGGCGUGCCGAUAUGACUAUGCAGUCAAAUGAUGAAACCAACCAGUCAGUGCCAAGCACGCGAGACUCCACACCUGUCCAUGACGAACUGCCAGAGCCACCACCAGAAGAGGAAAACGUGACCGGAAACCAGGUUGAUGAUGACGAUGACGAUCGCAUGUCACUCUCAUCGCUAAGCAGUGGUGAAGAGAAACUGCAAGUGAAUGCUCCACUGCCCGAACCGCCCGCUCCCACCGUGUAUCUCACCCAGGAGGCUACUGCAAGCUCGGCUGCAGUGGCGUACCAGGCCACACCGGGAACGUCUUCGAUGUACGCACCAGUCUCCGUCUACCCGAGCGCGCACCCCAUGUAUCCGAGUCAGGAGGUGCAGAUGAUGGCGCAGAUGGGUAUCUGGAAGCCUGGCAUGGGAUCGGGUGUCCAGUCACUGUCUCCACACCCACAGCAGCCACAGCCGCCACUUCCGCCAUCGCCGAUUCGUUCAGGGUCGGCCUAUGGCUACCACAACAGCACUUCGACACCUACAGCAGCCACGGUGCACCCACCUCCGCACUUGCCUGCCUACAAUCCACUCUACCCUCCGCCACCGCUGCCCCGCUACAGCCCAGCAUCGGUGCAUUCCCAUCACUAUGCACCUCACUACUACCCAUCGGCAUCUACACCACCACAGUACGGGCAUGCCGACUAUUCGGCAGCCCGGAUGCCACCUUCACCUUACAAAUGGUACAACACUAUGGUGCCGGUGCCUCGUGUUGGAGUUGCUAGGGCAAACAGCCCACCCAUGCCUCCAGGCACCAUGAGUACUGACCCCAAUGCACCGACUGUUCGUGCCGUGUUAGACGCCCUAGUGGUGGAACUGAGGGAAAUUGUGAAGCGGGACAUAUGUAAGCGCAUGGUGGAAAGCUACGCAUUCAAGCGCUUCGAAGUCUGGUGGGACGAGCAGGUUUCAGCUGCAUCUAAGUCAAAGACUUCAGAAGCUACGAAAAAUGAUGCAACCAGCAGUCAAACUGUGUCGUCAUUAUCAUCUCUCUUUGACGGUGCAAGAAGCGAAUCUGGCUUCUCCAUUGGUGAAAGUUUCAGUUCCGGUUUUGGGUUUGGUCUUCGAGCAGCCAUGCCAAGAAUGCCAUCGUUCAGGAGAAUACGAAAACCACCAUCACCACCACCGCUUGAUGAUGAAGAUAGCAAAAAGCCCGACGAUUCAGAUUUGGAGUAUGAGGAAAUCUCGGAUUCUGAUACUGAUUCGCUGAGACAACGAAGAGUAUCUCCACUUAUUGAAGAGGAACAAAGUACUCAGGAGAGCGACAGUGACAAGGCAGAUUCUGAUUCAGAUUCAGAGUCUGAGGAGAGCUCAGAGUCCGAAAGCAGUUCAGAUGGGGAAGACGACGAAGUGUCCUCUUCAUCGUCGGAGUCUGCGGAAUCAGAUUCUGAGUCUGAAGUUGAGAAGAACGAGAAGGCUGCCAGCAGUGACGAAGAGCUUAUACCGUCCAAACCAACGGGAAAGGGAUCCCGGAUUCUUUUGGAGUUGUCUGCAUCCGACAUAUCGGAAGAUGAUGAACCUUUAUUGGGCACAGGCAUCGUACAGCAAAGUAAGGAACCACAAGAGCAGCGAACGACACCUGCUGUAGAGGCUUUGCCAUCGUCUGCAGUCGAAGAAGACAUGAAAAAUGAAACAUCCGAUCUUGAAGACAUUGAGCUCCCGCCCACUCCUUUGUUCGACGAACGGGAAGAAGAGGAUGAAGAGCCGGUGUUCUCGGCUCAAGAGGUUGAGCGAAGUGACACAGACACGGCAGAGGAAGCCAAGGUGGCUGCAGGCGUUGCCGAAGAGGCACCAGCCGAAGAUGUCAAGAGCAGCAGUCCCCAAGAGGCACCACCUUGCAACUUGGAGUACGAAGCAUCCGAAGCACUCAUGGCCCUCGCCUCUAGCUUUGCCCCUUCUGACACAGCUGAUGCAAAGGCAGACGCAGCAAAGAAGCCUGUGUCCCCGCCACCGGUGAAAGCAGAGAAGGAAAGAGAACAGCCCCUCCUCGUCAAUGGCGACGCUGCCAAGGCAGUGCCGGUGAAGAAGAAUGACGUUGUCCAAGGAAUGGAGCAGAUGGAUGAGGCUGAAGAUUCCACAUCCACCUACCUCAUUUCGGACCACUGCUACUGCCUGCCCCAGCAAGCCACUGAAGCCAAGGCAGAAGUAGCUGUUAGUGACCAUGUGUAUGCCUCGGCGCCUCCACCGGUUCCCCCACCUGCAGCCCCCGCGGCUACAACCCCCAUGGAACAGCGGUUGUCAACACCACCUCCAGCUGUGCCACCUCCGCCCACAAGAACGAAGCCGAGAAAAAAGCGGAAGACCAAGGAUGAGUCCAUCUGCGAUCAGCUCAUGUUUGACAUGCCCCUUGAGCCAAUUGCCAAGCUGUCUCGAGAGGUGGCGUUUGCUCGACGCAGUGUGGUGGAGGAGAUGAACAUCCUCUAUGAGUUCCUCAGCACAGGAGCGGACUUGGAGGACGUUCAGUACCUCAAGCGCAGCUACGAUGCCAUGCUACAGGACGAAGUGCAAGGAUACUGGCUCAAUGACACGCACUGGGUCGACCAUCCGCCAACCAACAUACCAAACCCGAGCAAGAAGAAGAAGAAGGACGAGGCCAGAGUGCACGUGACGGGCUGUGCCCGCAGUGAGGGUUACUACAAGAUGGAUGUCAAGGAGAAAGCGCGCUUCAAGCAGUCAGGCAGCGCCGUGCCUCAGCUGGAAACACAGGACCCAGCAAGCAAAGCCCGUCUUGCUGCCCAAUCGAGCAGGGAAGCACGGUCAAACCAGAGGAGGUUACUGACAUCUUUUGGAGAAGCCGAAGUGAUUAGCGACUUGCUCAAAUUCAACCAGCUGAAGUUCCGCAAGAAGCAGCUUAAGUUUGCCAAGAGUCGCAUCCACGACUGGGGCCUGUUUGCCCUGGAGCCGAUCGCAGCCGACGAGAUGGUGAUCGAGUAUGUGGGCCAGAUGGUGCGUCCCAUCAUGGCCGAUCGGCGGGAGCAGUUCUACACGCAGAUUGGCAUCGGCAGCUCGUACCUCUUCCGAGUAGAUGUCGAAACCAUCAUCGACGCCACCAAAUGCGGCAACUUGGCCCGGUUCAUCAACCACAGCUGCAAUCCAAACUGCUAUGCCAAGGUGAUAACAGUGGAAGGGCAGAAGAAGAUCGUCAUCUAUUCAAAGCAGCCCAUCAACGUCAACGAGGAGAUCACCUAUGACUACAAGUUCCCACUCGAGGACGAAAAAAUUGUGUGUCUGUGUGGAGCACCGCAGUGCAGGGGUUUCUUGAACUGAGCUCUCAUCGGUGGUGUAGUCACCUUGUACAGUGUACAGCUCGUAUCUCAUCAUCAUUGCCGUCAUCUUCAUCUCCGUACUGGUUGUGUUGUGAAGGGGGAGGCCUAUGGAGCAGUGCAGGAAUUCAUGUUCCAGAGUCUUCGCAAAACCUUUUUCCGGUGUUGGCAUUGUAUAGUCCCCUCUUGCCACACACACACACGCACAUACAUCAUAGUGUACAUAAGAGAAAGUCAUAUUGUGAUGCAUUAAUGCCUGCCUUGUUUUUUUUUUCUGUUAUUUCCUAUGUACAUUGGUUAAACUCUACACACUUGUAAUAAACGGAAUGAUGCACUUUGUACAA